Molecule: messenger RNA, 2736 nt
Organism: Gadus morhua (Atlantic cod)
Lineage: Eukaryota; Metazoa; Chordata; Actinopteri; Gadiformes; Gadidae
Product: cysteine-rich and transmembrane domain-containing protein 1
Exons: 3
Coding region: 248-682 (144 amino acids)
Cellular component (GO): extracellular exosome
Source: RefSeq, a predicted model, not a curated record
GUUCCUCUCCCAACCUUUUGCACCUCCCCCCUAGCCAUAAAACCUCGCCGUUGCUGCGCUCCCAUUCAAAUGACGUCACGUACCACAUUACUGAUACGUACUGGUUUUUGGAGACGGCAGGGUCGCUAAAUGCAGUAAAACAGAAGUAAACGCCACCGACACACAGAAGGAUUGCCACAAAGGAUCAUUCGGUUGAUACGAGAUCACUACAUUUCUCCAUUAAGUCAGGUGACCGUCCGACCCACAGAUGAACUUUGAGCAGCCACCUCCGUACCCGGGCCAGGGUCCGACGGCCCCGGGCUACCCACCCCAAGGACACCCGCAACAAGGUUACCCGGCAGCAGGCUACCCUCAGCAGGGUUACCCAGUCAACGUGGAGCAGGGUUACCCUGUCAACAUGGAGCAGCCUAAUCCUGCCUACCCCAACUACCCUCCUGGUGCCAUGGGCCCCGGGGGCCCCUACCCGGGGCCCGGGCAGCCUCCCUACCAGGGAUACCCACCACAACCACAGUUUGGUUGGCAGGGAGGGCCCGGGCCGGCCCAAGGCCCCAUGUACGGAGAAGGCCCCAAAAACACAGUAUACGUGGUGGAGGAGCGGAGGAGAGAUGACAGUGGAGACACGUGUCUGACGGCCUGCUGGACGGCUCUGUGUUGCUGCUGCCUGUGGGACAUGCUGACAUAACCCCUUCCCCCCCCCCCCCCCCCCCACCCCCCCACCUCAUCAACACCACCUUCGCCUCCAUCUUUCUGUGCCUGGAAAACCAAUCAAACCUUCUCUCGCUCUCUCGCUCUCUCUCUCAAACACACCUUGAACGUCACUCCACCUCCCUGAAGUAUCCCCCGUGAAGAAACCUUCGCUCGUCCAUAAAGAAAAGAAACACCCACUCCGAAACACAAUCUCCCAUGGAUAUCAGCUCAUCUCAGCCCCAUGGAGCAGUGGCUGAUCCCGGGGUGUGUGUGUGUGUGUGUGUGCGUGAGUGUUCAUCCGCGCCAUCUUGACCAUGAGGGGAAGCACCUUUUUGAGAACCAAGCCCAAGAGUAUACUCUAGUCUGUCCAAUCUCAGGCUCCGUUCUGUGAUCAAACUCCUACAUGUUGCCACACGCACCCAUCACGACGCGAACACAUCAGAUCCCUGGUAAAUGAAUGACACACACCCACACACACACAUAUGCACAAAGACACACACACACACACACACACACACACAUAUGCACAAAGACACACACACACACACAGUUCCACACACACCUAUAUAUAUCUCAGGCUUGUUACGUGUGGAGCUGUCCUUUGCACUUUAUGAUGUUAUAACUGUAAGAAACCCGCUCCUUCCCCCCCCCCCCCCCCCCCAUGCCCCGAAUACCUCAUAUGCCUGGUCCCUCAUGGCUAACGCAGCUAGCACGACUGCUGGAUGCUAACAAGCCACUGGGCCCUCUUCAGAAGCCGAUGCUUGCAAUGUAUUCCUCCCUCUUAUUUGCACAGACAGUCCGGUUGCCGAUGUAUUUCUUCAGGUGAAUCGUGUGAUGAAUAAAAGAAACACCUUUUUUUCUUAAAAAAAAAGAUGAUGAUUUAUCUCUGAUUGCAUAACAUAGUGCACUUGCUUUCCUGCUGAGCCUGAUAAGGUGAUUUGAAAAUAUUACUUCCAACAUGAACAUUCCAUAAAAAAAAAGUGAAUAAAGAAAAAUGCCCCCCAAAAAAUCUAUAAAUAAUAAAUGGUGAAUAAUAGUAUUUUACUUUGUCUUUUGCUUGGAAGAAAAAUAAUCAUGCAUUAAAAAGUGAUAUACCCCAAAAUAAGUCACUGGCUUGUAAUAUUUGGUAUGGUGUCGUAUGUCAUAUGCGUGUGAGUGAGAUUGAGGGGUUAGAGAAGAGGGCAGGAGCCAUGGGGCCUGGUCAUCUUUCUCAAAGGUUAUGGAAGUGAGCCCAUAGCCAGAGCUUGCCAGAUCAUGCAGGGCUUUACAAAAUGGCUUCCAUCAGCACGUCAAAAGAAAGCAUAUGAUCCUGCAAUGUUGUAAUUUCAUAAUGUUAUACUGGUUUCAUAUUGAUAAAUGUCAAUUCAUUUGAUGCAUUUCUAACUGUUUACUUUCUGAAAUUAACACAUAUGUAUUUAGUCUUACCCCCCCCCCCCCCCCCCAUGAUGAGUGUGAGAAGAGGACGCUUAAAAUAAAGGAAGAGUAUAGAGUUACAGAUGUCGGUAAGCAUGCCGGGUAGUACUAUCUUUAGAGUCCAAAUAUGUGCAUGUGACUUAUCUGCAAACACAUGGGUGCUGGUAAACCUUUGCUCUUACUGGAUAUGGUGUUUUGGCACUCAACAUGUUGGUCUGUUAUAAUUAUUCAAUGGUUUUAUUAACCACCCCAUAUAUAUGCCCCUUUAAACCCUCCAACAAAAGAUAGGUAAUUAAAGAUUAGGGUUGGUUCAUGAAUGGCAUGCUUUAAUUGAUUGUUCUUUGAUGCUUGUUUUGAUGCUUGUUUUUUUACUUAAAAAGUGUAAGAAAACAACUUAAUAUGAAGUCAAAAUAACCGGAAACAAAAUACAAACCUGUUUGCCAUCAGAGGAUUUUUAACAGCGGUUAGUUGGUAGAGGAUUUUAUUCAUAUUAACAUAUGUAGCCUAUUGUUUGUGUCAUUGUUCCUGGUUAUGUAAUUAAAAGCAUCACAACUUCCACAUUGUAAUGUCUGAUGCAUGUAUACAUUUAUAAGAGUAACUUACUGUAUUAGUACACAAUAAAGCCCUUUAAAGCAG